CACGAACCUGUGAAGAAAUGUUUCAUGACGCAUAUGCCUGGAGAAUCCCAGUGAACCAAGCCAAACCAUCGUCGCUAACAACGAUCCGGUCUACCAACCAACCAUGUGCGGGCGAUAUGCCUUGGGAAUCCGUGCAGCGUUCGUUCGAUAUCACUUACAACAGCAAGGUCUUCCCGUAGAUGAUGCCCCUGCGGACGACGAAGCCCGUGAGACUUACAAUUUCCCACCCGGCUCUUAUGGCUUAGUUUAUCGUGCAGAAGUACCUGACCAUGGCGUUGGGGACGCCGAGGUCGAAGCCAACACCGACAAUACAACCGCCGCCACCACCACCACACCUGGUGGAGCAGACCAUAAUCAGGACCAUGCCCAGGACCAGGACCAACCUCCAUCAAGCCAAUCGUCAUCUCCUUACAAGUAUGAACUCAAGGUGAUGAAAUGGGGCUUGAUCCCAUUCUGGACCAAACGGUCUCCCGAAUAUGGCUCCAUCUUACGGACCAUCAACUGCAGGGACGAUUCACUCGUGGAGAGUCGAGGCAUGUGGAACACGAUGAAACAAAGGAAGAGGUGCCUGGUCAUCGCACAGGGCUUCUAUGAGUGGCUGAAGAAAGGUCCCGGGGGUAAAGAAAAAGUCCCUCACUUUGUGAAGCGCAAGGACGGCAACCUGAUGUGUUUCGCCGGUCUCUGGGACUGUGUCAAGUACGAAGACUCGGAGGACAAACUCUACACGUACACCAUCAUCACCACCGACUCCAACAAACAACUCAACUUCCUCCACGACCGGAUGCCCGUCAUACUGGACCCCGGGACUGACGCCAUGAAAAUCUGGUUGGACCCUACCAAGAACAAGUGGUCCCAGGAAUUGCAGGCCAUCCUUAAACCCUACGACGGUGAGUUGUUAUGUUACCCCGUCGAUAGUGCGGUGGGAAAGGUCGGCAACAAUUCCCCCAAUUUCAUCGUCCCUGUGGAUAGCAAGGAUAACAAGAAGAACAUUGCCAACUUCUUUGGCAACGCAAACAAACAAAAAACGAAAAACCCCAAGCUGGAGGAGGAACCCGACGAGUCACGCCUCGUCACGGUAGAUCAUGAUGGGAGCGAGACAAAAGCGCCGUUGCCUAUUCCUUCGGAUUCUCUCCAACCCAGUCCUGGCGAGAAGCGGCAUCGUUCCGAGGAAGACGAUGGUGAAUCUCCUACUAAGAAGCAUGCAAAAGUGGCACCCCUACCUAUCAAAUCUACAUCACCAGUGAAAUCCGUGGCCAAAAAGCCAAGAAGUGCCACUAGCAACAAAGAAAUGACCCUCAAAAGCAGUCCGGCGAAGAAGACCGAGACAGGGACACAGCGAAUAACCAAUUUCUUCAGCAAGUAAUGUUUGACUCUGCGCCAGAAUGGCUUCGGCCGAUUCUUGGACCUAUGUGCUCACUAUACAAAGUCCAAUUGAGGGAGUUCUUCGCCAAUUUCAACAUCGAUCCACCUUCCUCCGCAUUCCUUCCGGAUUGCGCGCAAGUACUUGGACACUGAUUGUGCCAUAUUGCGUAUCUCACCAUGCCGUUGCCUCUCUUUAUUGUAUCGAUAUGUUCUGCGCUCAUGCUCAAUGUCCCAAGGUGGCUGGUCCGGUAUCAACUGACUAUCCUGGACCGCCGGGACCAGAGGUUUCCAGCCAACAUCCAGGAUGAGCUUUUCAAGCCCCCUCCAACCAGAGUUCCACUCAGGCCCAUACCUUUGAGGAGAAGACGAUUCGGAGGAUUCGGGCCGCCACUUCAAAGCAGCAUACCAAUCACCACAGCCCGUGAGGUCAAGCCAUUCCAGGCAGUAUAAAGACCUACUCAGGGUACGAAGGAUUCCUGCAGCCUCUCUCCAGUUGUCGUCGUAGGCUGUGUACAUGUCAGAGCCACCAUAAACCACCGAGGGAGAGCCAGGGACGUGUAAAACAGCUCUGGUCGAUGCGGCAUUGGGUGUGAGCGUUGGCUGGGGCCAGUAAGCCAGCGAUAGCGAUGUCAGUGUGCGAAGUUCCGCGGCCAGCGAAAGCAUUGAAGACCAUGAUGCUACCUUUAUGUUUGCCGGUGAGACAGCAAGUGAUAGGUGCUUCAGAUUGACAAAAUUUACUGUGGCUUUUGGGCCUGUAAGAGGCAGCGAAUUUGAUGCAUCGCCGAUGUCAGACUCUGCGUCCCAACUAUCCAAUGCCUCGGACGACCAGGCAGAUUGUGUAGAAGCGGCGUCGGACUUUGUUGCCGGUACCUGCUUCGUUACCAAGUCACGCUCGAGUUGCUUGAAUGUAGUCCACAAACCAAGACCAUUACUCAAAUCGAGUCGGUGCACCUCGAUGCGAUCUUCCGGGUCAUU
Molecule: messenger RNA, 2337 nt
Organism: Exophiala oligosperma
Lineage: Eukaryota; Fungi; Ascomycota; Eurotiomycetes; Chaetothyriales; Herpotrichiellaceae
Exons: 1
Coding region: 104-1363 (419 amino acids)
Biological process (GO): DNA damage response
Molecular function (GO): single-stranded DNA binding
Source: RefSeq, a predicted model, not a curated record